Apis mellifera (honey bee) is the source of this 5030-nucleotide messenger RNA. It is a transcript of the gene Fim, whose product is annotated as plastin-2. Gene Ontology annotation, molecular function: actin filament binding; calcium ion binding. Gene Ontology annotation, biological process: actin filament bundle assembly; actin filament network formation. Gene Ontology annotation, cellular component: cytoplasm; actin filament; actin filament bundle. The transcript has 4 exons. Lineage: Eukaryota; Metazoa; Arthropoda; Insecta; Hymenoptera; Apidae. The coding region runs from base 340 to 2235 and encodes 631 amino acids. The record is from RefSeq and is a predicted model, not a curated record.
UCGACUAGCUGGCGCGCGCUCCGUUUGGUCGUCGACGCUUCAGUAUUCGUUGCGACUCCGUAAAAGUGAGACGCGUUCUCGCGGUGUCUGGCUGCUUCGUAACCGCGUCGUAACCAGAAAACGCGUUCGUGAGGUGCGAGAACGCCUCGAGUAACCGUUUUUGUAACUAUCUGCGUGUACCGGGUGAAAAUUACCGACUCGUGUUAUACAUAUCCUUUCUCCCAUUGUGUGUACUUUGUACACCGGACAGCAACUGGAAGAGGAAAGAGAGGAAGUAAAAAAGGGCCACAUAGGGAGAGCAGAGAAAGGAAAGACGAAAGGAUUAUAUAUUCGAACAACAUGGCCACUGCGAUCGACGACCGGCAGGAGUUGUUGGAGCAAUUUCAAGCGAUCGACGAGAAUGGGGACGGUUUCAUCAACCUCACGGAGUUGCGAAGCGCGUUGGAUAUCUGCGGCUUCAAGAUGCCCGGGUACAAGGUGCGGCAGAUGAUCGAGGAGUACGACGACAAACAGAGGUCGGAGCACAAGGGGCGAUUGUCGUUCGAGGAGUUCGAGAAACUUUGCAAAGAGUUGAAGGCGAACGAAUUGGGAUCCACGUUCAAGCAGGUGGUCUCGAAGAAGGAGAAUUUGGAGACGUUGGGAGGGAUUUCGGAGGCGUCGAGCGAGGGGACCACGCACUCAGUUAGGCUGGAGGAACAGCUCGCCUUCAGCGACUGGAUAAACACGAAUUUGUCGCACGAUCCUGACCUCAAACACCUGCUCCCCAUAGAUCCGGAAGGGAAGACCUUGUACGAGAAGGUCAAGGAUGGGAUUCUUCUUUGCAAAAUAAUCAACCAUUCCUGCCCGGACACGAUCGACGAGCGAACGAUCAAUAAGAAGAACCUAACCCUGUACAAGAAACACGAGAACCUAACGUUGGCGCUGUCGUCCGCCCAAGCGAUCGGGUGCAACAUCGUGAACAUAGACGCCCACGACCUGACCAAAGGCUCGCCCCACCUCGUGCUCGGCCUCCUCUGGCAGAUCAUUCGAAUCGGCCUGUUCAACCAGAUCACCCUCGAGAAUUGUCCAGGCCUCGCCACCCUGUUGCAAGACGGGGAGCGAAUCGAGGAUCUCCUGAAACUCUCGCCCGAGUCGAUCCUCCUCAGAUGGGUGAACCAUCACUUGGAGAACGCCGGCAUAGUGAGAAGGUGUCACAACUUCCAAUCGGACAUCACCGACUCGGAGAUCUACACCUACCUGAUCAAACAGAUCGCGCCCAACACGGCUGGCGUCACUCUCGAGGCAAUGAUGGAGCCGAACCACACGUCCCGCGCCGAGAUUAUGCUGCAACAGGCGGCCAAGCUCGGCUGUCGAAGUUUCGUAACGCCGAGCGACGUGGUGAACGGCAUAUACAAGCUGAACCUCGCGUUCGUCGCCAACAUGUUCAACAAUUACCCGGGACUGGACAAGCCUGAGAACAACAUUGGGCUGGAAUCGUUGGAGGAGACCAGGGAGGAGAAGACGUACAGGAAUUGGAUGAACUCGAUGGGCGUGGUCCCCCACGUGAACUGGCUCUACUCGGACCUGGCCGACGGUCUGGUCAUCUUCCAGCUUUACGACAUCAUCAAACCCGGGACGGUGAACUGGAAUCGGGUGCACAAGAAGUUCACCAAGCUGCGCAAGUUCAUGGAGAAGUUGGAGAAUUGCAAUUACGCGGUCGAGCUUGGGAAAACGAUGAAUUUCUCGUUGGUGGGGAUCGCCGGCCAGGAUAUAAACGACGGCAACGCCACGUUGACCCUUGCGUUGAUCUGGCAAUUGAUGAGGUCGUACACGUUGUCGAUCCUCACGUCGUUGGCGGGCACCCAAGGGAGCAGCUUGGUCGAGAAGGAGAUCGUCCAGUGGGUGAACUCGAAGCUGCAGGGUGCGGGGAAGGCGAGCGGUAUCAAGGGAUUUCAGGACUCGUCGAUAGCCGAUGGUAAGGUGGUGAUCGACCUGAUCGACGCCAUCAAACCCGGCUCGGUAAAUUACGACCUGGUGAAGGAGGGCGGUACCGAGGAGGAGAACCUGGACAACGCGAAGUACGCGAUAUCCUUGGCGCGGAAAUGCGGGGCGCGAGUGUACGCGCUACCCGAAGACAUAACCGAGGUGAAGCCGAAGAUGGUGAUGACGGUGUUCGCCUGCCUGAUGGCGAUGGACUACAUCCCCAACAUGGACUCCAUGAAGCAGAAUAACGUGCAGAUGAACAACAGUCAAUAAUGAUGGCGCGGUGGUCCCACGGGGUGCGCGGGAGGAACUGAGUGUUGUCGACUGAGCCGCGGCGCAUCUCUCGCCGUGUCUCUUUUUUAUCGAGCGUAAUAAUUUGUAUAUAAACCUUAGGCUAGGGUAGGCUUGUUUUCCGGAUCGAAAGGAGCAAAAAGAAGAAAAAGAAAAAAAAAAAGAGAAAAAAAUGAAAAGAAAAGCAAACAAAAAAACGAAGGAAAAUGCGCGUGCGUGCGUGCGAGAGAGAGAGAGUGAGAGAGAGAGAGAAGGGGAGGAAUCGUUUAGAGGAGAGAGACGACGAUUAAAAGUGCGGAGUGCGUUUCAUGGCGUUUGAUCAUUUCGUUUGGCAGACACGUGAUUUUGAGAGUAAUUACAUUUUCGCGAAGCGUGAUGAUGAUUUUCGAAUUUUUAUUUUUUAGAAAGAUAGAAAGUUAGAGAGGACGAGGCAAAAGUAAGCGAAAUAUGACGAGACGCUUCGGAUAAUACGUACUUUUUCUUGUUUCUGGGUAAGAAGCGUAAGGAGAGGAAAGAUAUCUGAAUGAAAAAUAUCGUUUAUCGAUCACGAGUUGUUGUAAGUCGAGUACUUCAUCUGUGUAUCUCUCGUGAUACGAGGGAUUUCUCCUUCCCAAUCAUAUCUUUGUCCCUGUUCUUAAUAUUCCUGAUCGUGAUCCUUUUAAGAUUCGUAUGUAAAUCGAUCAAACGGUCUCUCAAAUGGUAUCGUAGAAAGGAUGGAAAAGUCGAUCGGACCGGAAACGAAAUAAUUCGCGUAUACCGGAUAUACGUGGCUUUCAAAUUGUCGAUUUUAUAUAUACAUAUAUAUAUAUUACAUUUACAUUCUUAAAUCAUAUUAUGUACAUUUGAAAUGUUUACACGUAUUCGAUACCGUGAAAUUGUCAUAACUUUACUUUAUGGCAAUCGGUCUUCGAUCGAUCAAUAGAUCAAUUCGAAAAAUGGAAAUUCUUAGGACGAAUGAUGUAUUUAAUUUUAUAUAUAUAUAUAUAAGAAGAAAGAAAAGAAAGUUUUCACCGCGAGAUACCAUUGUCCAAUGUUCAUCUUCAACUUGAUCUCCGUAAAAAUACAUCCCAAACUUUUGUAUUUAAUAUUUAAUUUUAAACGGUAUAAGUUUUAUUAAAGUGUUAUACACACGAUGCUUGGAUGCAUUUUAAAAGAGAAGAAAUUGAAGGCAGUAAUAAUAAUUAAAAAAAAGGAAAAAUAUAUUAUACACAAGAAUCGAUAUUUCUUUCGUUGCUGUAAAUCUGCGACGCUUAUCAAGCUUACAUUUUUCGUUAUUAUUUUUACCCGAUCGUGAUGAUUCCAACCAUCGACGAAACGAAACGAAACGAACGCACAAUGAUCAUUGUAAUCGUGCCAUUAUAAUUAAUCGUAAUCGUGAUUGGACGCGAUAUUUCGAACGAUCGAUUCAAGCGAAACGUACUUACGUAUCUAUUUAAAGGAGAAAAGAAAAAAAAAAGAAAAAAAAAAGAAGAAAUAACGGAGCGCGUUUUCACGCGAUCGCUCUUCCUCGAAGAAACCCACGUUAUACAGCGAACGAUGAAGCAACGCUUGUUCCUCGUACGCGUUUUUUGCGUAUAAUACGAUUAUACACACGUACGUACACCGAUGUAUAUCUCUUAGAAACAUAUAUCCUAGAGUAAAACUCUCGAGAGUUGGCCGCGAGGGUAUUAUUUCUAUUAUAUCGGAGAGUAAACUUUCGCGCAAUCAAGUCUACUUAAAUCAAGCGUCUAAACUUUCGAAAAUUUUUUUAUUCUUAAAAACGUUUGCAUCUCUCGUAAAACGUUGAUUAAAAAAUCAUUCUUUCGAAACCGAAACGAGCGAAGCGGAAAACAAAUCGACUGAACUCUUUGUACUUUUGUACUCGUUUAUACUCGUUUCUUUUUUUUUUUUCUCUUUCUUUUUUUCUUUUUUUUUUAUUAAAAAUUUUAAAAUACGCUCUACACAACGCGGCGUCACGAUCGAUGUUAUUACAUAUUCGAGAAGUUUGUAUAUUCGAAGUUUAGCUUUUAGAGAAAUCACGUUUUCGAGAAUUUAUAGAGGACUUUUUAUAAAACCGUAUUCUUCAAUUAAAUUAAGAUUAAAGAAUCGUUGGAUCGAAUCGAAGAUAUAUUUGAUCGUAGCUCGACGAGGUAAAUUGAACGAAAGUGCAAUCCAUCGACGUUUGGAACAUUCUUGCAUGGAAGUGAAAGAAGAAAAAGAAGAAGAAGAAAAGUUUCUUAAAGGCACGAGUUAUAACGCAACUUCUUAAAUUAAGGAUAAUAAUUCUUCGAUAUUAAAUGAUUAAACGAGAUCGCGCGUUAAAUUGUUAUCCAUUCCACAGAUAACAUUCGUACCAGGCUGCAUUUUUUUUCUCUAAUCAGAAUGCGAGAUUAUUCACAUUAUUCCGUGCGUUCUGAUCGGAGACGAACCAAUUCAAAGGACGAAGAAGAAGAAGAAGAAGAAGAUUAAUCGGAAGAACGCUGAAGAAUGGCGUGAUUAUUCUUGUGAUGUCGAGUAAUCUUUUUUUAAGAGGGCCGUUUGCAAUCUGCGCAAUUUUUUUAGAUUUAAGAUUACAAAUCGAGGAAAAGAAAAGUUUUUGCUCUUCCCUUCUCCCUUCCCCCCCCCCCUCCAAAGCAAAAGUAAGAUUAGGGGGGGAAAAGAAAAAAGAAAGAAAGAAAGAAAGAAAGAUGCGCGCGAGAGGAAAUAUCUGAUCAUCGAUUAACCAAGUUUUCUUCCGCUGUAUAUUCAUCAAUCAGUAAUUUUCAACUUACAAUGAUCGCUGAUUAAUUAAAAAAAAA